Messenger RNA from Acaulospora morrowiae, 279 nucleotides. The record is from the annotation of a GenBank genome assembly. Lineage: Eukaryota; Fungi; Glomeromycota; Glomeromycetes; Diversisporales; Acaulosporaceae.
AUGCAAUCAACCAUUGUCACAUUAGCAAGGUCGGCUUGGAAAGGACCAUUCAUUGUACAAAUUCCCGGUCUAAAACAGGCUCACGCUUCCGGUACGCCAAUAAAAACUUAUGCGAGAGCGUGCACGGUAUUACCGACAUUCGUGGGAUUAAAAUUUAUGGUGCACAAUGGUAGAGACUUUGUACCUGUAAAAAUUACAGAAGAAAUGAUUGGGCAUAAGCUGGGCGAAUUUAGUCCGACAAGAAAGAGAUUCACUUUUAGAAAGACUAAGAACAAGUAG